AACGGUCAGGAAGUAAAGUUGUACUGAACUCUAGCUUGCAUCAUUAUUAUAUACGAGAGUGGAAGGUGGAAGUUAUAAUAUAAGAAGAUAUAAGAAGAUAAGCAGUCGUUACUUCGCUAUACUCGUUCGCUUGAGAAUAUAACUAUUUAAUAACUAUUUAAUAACUUUUUUAUAACUAUAAGUGUGUCAUUUUCGUAUCGUUUCCCAGACGGCACAAAUGUCCAAAAUCGAGUCAUAAGACGUCUUUAAGGCAACUUUAAGACAUCUUUAAGACAAUACUUUAUAAUCUUAUCUUAAAGACAACUUAAAGACGUCUUAAAGACGUCUUAUGUCCCACUUUUAGAUAUUGUGCUGUCUAAGUUGUUACGCUCUCGCGGGAUGUUGAAUUUUGGAAUCGUACAUUCUUGCUUUUAUUUUGUUCUUUACCAGUGAAUUUGCUUAUUUAUUAUUGUUACGUGUAUCUAAGAGUAUCGAUUGUUGGCAAAUGGAAAAACAUCUUUGAAAACUAUUGUGAUCGUAUAGUAAUUAUCGUGCUUAAUAUACACGUCCGACUUUACCACCUCUUCUGUUUGCACCUUGAUUGAGUUUAUCGAAGCAAAAAUUCAAUCGUAUAUUACUUUCAACGAAAUGAGAAGAAAACACAUCGAUGAUGUUCAACCGGCAACGGUGAAAGAACAUUAUGAUUUAAUAUUAAAGGAAGAAAGCUUAAUUAAUCAUGAACCGCAUAAUAUAACACCCGAGGACCUCCCAGAUUGGUACGACGAAAAAUUGUUCAAAAUACAUCAAAGUCUUUAUGCAAGGAACAUAAUAUCCUUCGUCAUUGGUGUUUUAGUAGGAUUCAUUGGAUUAUUUGCAGUUCCAUCGAUAUCAAAGGUGCUCUGGUAUGUAAAAGGAAGUCAUACGCCGUGUUUAGCAUACAAGAGAUAUUAUCAGACUUUACUGUACAUGCAUCACGUAUAUUUAGCUGAUCUACAGAAUUCAGAUGACAAAUUUUACAAAUAUAUAAACACAAUUCGCUAUAAACAUACGUUCAACUCCAAUAAAGCAAGGAAUGGUAAUGGUGAAGGAAUUUAUCAAAGGGACAUGGUUUUAACACAAGUCGCUGCAAUAGGAUAUAUUUUUGUCAUGCCUGAGGUUUUCGGCUUACGCAUUAAACCGGAAGAAGAAAUGGCAAUGAUUCAUGUUUGGCGCGUAAUGGGACGUAUGCUAGAAAUUCCCGAUCGAAUAAAUGUAUGUCGCAAAGACGUUGCGGAGACGCGAGAAUUAUUUCUGAUGUUAAUAGAUAAAUUUUCCGCACAUUUAAACAAUCCGUCACCUGAGUACAACGAAUUAACAAACGCCUUGCUAGAUGGAUUGUGGUACGGCAAUAUAGGUAUAAAUAAGGAAGCUUUCCUGAUGUUUAUAUAUCAGCUCAAUAAUGUCAAACAUAAGAUAUCGCUGCGAUGGUAUAAUUGGAUAAUUCUGAAAUGUUAUAAAUUCAUAUUCCGGCUGUUACUUAUACCAUACAUCGGACCGGUAACGAAGAUUAUUUUCAACAAGACAAUUCUCAUUACCCUCUACUUCGCACAGAACUUACCCCUUAUCGCAUGGAUGUCAUUCGGAAGGAAAAAGUCUCAGUUAAUAUUGUAAGAGUUCUAAAUACAGCCAAUAAGAAUAAAAUAUCACCAAUGACAGUCAGCAAUUUGACAACAGAUUUGUUCGGAAUAUUGUGAUACGUAUGCAGCAAACUGUAUACACAAUUUAUAUGGUGAAAUUUAUAUUCGCCCACAAAUUAGCCAUCGUAUUUCGUUAGAAUCCUGUUAUAUUUUUAUUGACAUGUUGUAUUGGUCAAAUUUGUAAACGAAUAUUCUAUGAAAUUCCUUUUGUCGUGCCCUUUUUCGAUAGGACGCGAGAGAAAAGGAUUUCGGAGUUGCGGGCGCGGUAGGGUAUGUGGUGGUGGGAUAAUCAAUGGUUGUAGUCGAAUGUAUAGUAAAAUAACUUUAUUGUAAAGAGUACUAGUUUAUUUGUUAAACUCCCGAAACUUAUAUUCACACACGCGGUAUGUGCGACAGGUACGUACGUCGCGGGCGAGAGACCGAAAGAAUUCUUUCGAGCGCGGUCUUCUCCGCUCUUUUAUAAUAAUGAUUAACCUUAUCGGCGGGGAUACCUUGGCAACAAGGAAGUUACCAAAUUUGGUAAUAAUCCGGUGCGUGGUCAAAGUCCGAGGCGUGGAAUGUACAAGGUGGUGCUUAGCGCAGCACUUGCACAUCCGCUGUCUCGUUGUAGCGCGGUCGAAACGGUUCUUCGUGAAGCGUUUCGGCAGCGUUAAUAAUAUUCACGAUUAUAACACUUUCAACGAGUUGAUUAUUCAAAGGAAUAACACGACUUCUCAAUUCUAUGCGAAAGGACCGUUUAUAAAAGUAACACGAUCACAUUUUAUUGUCCACGAAACCUCACAAUUGUUGAGCCAUGACCUAUAAAGUUUAUGUCUUAUAUCGCUACUAUUUAGUUAUUCUAGCUAGUAAUAAGUUAAUAAUGUUACUUCUUCUAGUUAGUUAGUUACAAGAAUAAUAUGUUAUAAAUAAGUUAAUAGCUAGGUAAGAAAUAUUACAUAAUGGUGAAGUGGAGAAAUUUAAAUACUUGUGAAAUAAACUUUUUAUAUGUAUAUGCGGACGUAUGUUUGUUCUGGCAUGCGGUACAGUUUUUAAGCGGUACAGUUAAUAAUUGAACAGUUUUCAUAAUCAUUUGAAACUUUUUGUUACGACUGUCAGACAGUGUUUGCUCUUAUCUAGAUAAAAUUAUAUAGAUGAUCAACUAGAUGAAAUUUUGAUGUCAUCUUAUCUUUAUCUAGAUAAUAAAAAAUUGGAACUAUCUUUAUCUGCAUCUUAGAUAAAAAAAUAUUAUCUUUACUAAAUUAUCUAAAAUAACAUUUAUAUAAUUUGGUUUAUGUUGCUAAAAAUAUGCAAAUUAUACUGAUAUAUUCUGAAAUAGAAUAACACAAUCGCUUAUGGCUCUCGCAGUCAACGCGAUACGCGACGCGUGACGUCCAAUGAACAUACAGCUUUUUUGGAAUAGCAAUAUUUUUAUUGGAUAUCACGUGUUGUAGAUCGCGUCGUUCGUCGCGCCAGUUUGCGAGAGUCAAUAACCGCACGCUGCUACGAGACGAUGCGCGAAAACGUGCGCGAAUGCGUGCACUAUUGUUUGCGACACGCGUGUAUCUGCUAGUGCCGAGCGCCGAACGCUUAAACGUUUGUUGCCGCGUGAUUCCGCUUGCACUCGCGUGCGCUUAUGGUUAUGUGACAUUAGUGUGCGGCAGAAACAGCUCGUGUAAAUAAGUCCAAAGUGAACUAAAAUUUGGUAAAAGUCACCCUUAAAUGUGUAUACACUGAAUAUAAAUUCAAAAACUGUGUAAUAGAGUUAUAAUUUGGUUAUAAUUUGGACUGGACAACGGAUCUACAGAUCCAGGAUACUUUUGAAAGAAAGAAAGAAAGAAAGAGAGUGUGUGGUUAUUGUAAAUAAAAAAAAAAA
This is a messenger RNA of Odontomachus brunneus, 3507 nucleotides long. RefSeq lists its product as uncharacterized. Gene Ontology annotation, molecular function: oxidoreductase activity. The record is from RefSeq and is a predicted model, not a curated record. The transcript is spliced from 10 exons. NCBI's taxonomy places the organism in Eukaryota, Metazoa, Arthropoda, Insecta, Hymenoptera, Formicidae. The coding region runs from base 628 to 1629 and encodes 333 amino acids.